Amoebophrya sp. A25 is the source of this 2575-nucleotide messenger RNA. The record is from the annotation of a GenBank genome assembly. Lineage: Eukaryota; Dinophyceae; Syndiniales; Amoebophryaceae.
CGCUGGAUCAUUGUGGGAUCAUUUAAGCAUAAAAGAAAGACUAUGAUGAUUGGGAGCUCAUAACAAGAGUGAAUAAGGGCACUUCGAGAGCCUGAACACGAGCAAGUUUUUCUUGAUUUGAGAGAGCAAAAACAUGUCCUCGUCUUCCGACCCCGUAUUAGAGCGCCAGGCGCAGGCUCAAGACUUUGGGGGCAACAUCCGAGACCGACUCGCUGGUGUGGAAGCUUUACCGCUUUCAGACCGGCUUAGCCGCUUACUUGACGUAUACAGUAGCGCAACUACCGAGAGCAGCCUACCACCGCUACCGUGGACAGCAUCGCAAAACAACGCAAUCUCAGGAACGACCAAUUCUGCUGCCAUGACGAGUGGAACGUACCUGCGCGCAGUUGGGGUCACACUGAUUAUGGAACAAAAAUCAACAGACAUGAUUGGCAUUGGUUUUCGCAUCCUUCCUCCAUGCUUAUACAUAAAAAAAACAAAUAUAAUUAAUACGAUUAGGCGAUACCACCUUAGGACACAAAUGGCCUUUUUUCUUUUAGGACUACGUGAAAAAGACGACUUCAACUUCUACUUCCUCUCUAAACAAAAGGCAUCCCUGAACUCGAUGAUGGAUAUUCCUUCCCCUGUGGUAGAACGGCAAAACCAUAGACCCGAAGUUGAGGUUGAAGAAAUGGUACCGGAGUGCAGAUGCAGACCAGUCUACAUAGCCCGCGACGAGCAGGAAGCUUGCAUGAUAGAAGCGACCGUGAAUAGCGUUCGUGUUAGUUUUCGCUUCCGUCUGGCGGAUGAGACGGAAAGGACACUGGUGAGCAUGUAUGCUCGCUUUUUGACGCAGCAAAGUCGGAGGAGCUUGUCGUCGAGCCAUAAUAUUUUGGCGGACAUUUUACGGAAAGAGCCAAUGCCGAGUUACGACAUAACGUUUUUAUUCACGGCAGCAGCCCAACUACCGCAAAAAGUUCUCUGUGGUGCGCCAGAAGACUUGCGGUUACUGAAAAAUCCGGUUGCGGAUUUGCCACGUGGAGUUACGCAGGAGUAGAGAAUAGAUAGAUGAUAGCUUUAGUACACCCUAGCUGCUAGUGCUGUAAAAAGUACUUAAAAGAAAGAUUCUCAUCUUCUUGCAAAGCCACGACAGCUUUCGAUGUAGUACCUCCUCGAAAAAUUUCUUAAAAAUCUUAAAUCCACCCCUAAAAAUCCGAGCAACUACGGCGAGAUGAAACAUCGAAGUCUUGGCGGAAUUCAUGCUCCUCACGGCACCGACCCUGUCGACGGUUCCACAGCUCCAGUCGAGCUGACCAACUUCAGUACAGCCUCCAGUGCGAAAAUUAGGUGUCGUUUUUUUAUCACUAAUAUCCCGUGUGGACGACUAUACAACUGAGUGGACGAGUCCUCCGUGAUUUAAAGGGUAAACUAGGGGGAAACGUUAAGAGGGCAUCCCUUCCCACUCGAAUCGGGAAACUACUUAUAAAUAUUGAAAAACUACCUUUAAGAAAAGCAAUGAACCCGACAGCUUGGUUAGUUGGGACGCGAUCAUAGCACGCGGGGAGACCGUGACUAUGCUUAAGGCUUGGAAGUUGACAACAUCUCUGUGACAGACAUAUCUAUGACUUUUUCAAGUACAAAAGUCAUAGAUCAUAUGCGACCUGGAUCGGUCAAGUUGCAACCCCUAAUAUGCAGACACAGAGCAUAGAUAAGCAGGUGAAUUUCGUUUUGCGCAUAGUGGAGGAUUUCGAUCGCGACAUUAAAGAUUGGAAGUUGGCGUUGAAUCGUCGGCUACGAAGCGCAGCGAAAGCUUACACCGCUUGGGAUCAUUUGCCGAACUAGGUAGAUGAUUCUCCUUUUAAAUAGCUGCUCUAGAGGACAUGGACAAUAAUCUGCCACAUGAAGAGACGCCAGGAAAUGCGGUUGCCGCCGCCGCGACCAAUCAUCUCAUAUCGUCCCCAAUCAUUAAGCGCAGCGCCUCUAGAGGACAACAAUCCGCCACAUGAAGAGACAGUCGCGCGCAACGCCACAGAAAUACGCCAGGAAAUGCGGUUACCGCCGCCGCGACCAAUCAUCUGAAGAUGUUGUUGACCGCCGCGACCAAUCAUCUGAAGAUGUUUUGGAUUUGGGUUUGGAGAUUUCAGAAAAAGUUUCUGGCCACCCACAGGGGCGAGAUUCGUUUCGCACACAGCAGACAGGCGGAGACAACAUGAUGCCACGAAGAGAGAAAGAUAAUAAGCGUGUCACUUGAUCCGGCUUCAUCCUUGUCAAGGAAAAACGACGUCAGGAUGUUGUUGAGCCUAAAUGAAAUCUGUUUCUGUAGUUGUACAAACGUUGUCCUCUCACCAGACCCAACACAAUGCCUCGGCCUCGCAUAAGAUCAUGAGACACAAUUACCGCAUUAUUGCACGUCUCUUUGUAGUUCCAUGAGGCAAGGUAGGACAUCAUGUACUUGUUUAUAGAUUUAUUUGCUUCUCUGGCACUGGCUCUUGAAAAAAUUCACCAAUUCUAACGUCCCUGUCAGACGCCCCGAAGAACCUGAGUGAAGAAAGUUGAAAGGUCAUGAGAAUCAAUAUGAUCUUUCUCAGAAUCGUCG